CUCAUUUAAAGACAACCUGUUAGUAUUGUGAGAGAGGGGCACAAGGAGAAACACUGCAACUUACUCAAGGCUGACAUGGAUCAAAGACAAAACACACAGGUACAAAGACAAGUGAGUCUAAUACAACCUGGGGCCAAACCAGGAGAUACCCAACCCAAACCUGUGGAGAGGGAGCAGUGGGGCAGUAAAAUAGAGUUCAUCCUGGCUGUAGCUGGACAUAUUAUCGGCCUGGGAAAUGUAUGGAGGUUUCCGUACCUUUGCUACAAAAAUGGAGGAGGGGUUUUCUUCAUACCUUAUGUUUUAUUCUUGUUUACCUGUGGCAUCCCACUCUUCUUCUUGGAGACUUCGUUGGGCCAGUUCACCAGUCAGGGUGGAAUCACAUGCUGGAGAAAAAUCUGCCCUCUUUUUGAAGGCUUAGGCUACGGGAGUCAAGUGAUUGUUUUGUACACUGGGGUGUAUUACAUCAUCAUACUGGCGUGGACGUUUCUCUACCUGUUUUCAUCCUUCAGGUCUGACCUUCCAUGGGCAAGCUGCAAAAAUACAUGGAACACAGAUGGCUGCUUUGAGCACGGUCAGAAUCAAACAUUACAUCCGCAUCUCUUUGGAAACAGUUCAUCUUCAGUUGUAGAAUUUUGGGAGAGGAGAAUUUUGGGCCUGUCUAGUGGAAUUGAUGAGAUUGGAAGUAUCCGUUGGGACUUGGCCCUUUGUCUUCUUCUUGCCUGGACAUUGUGUUACUUCUGCGUCUGGAAGGGAGUAAAGUCCACGGGAAAGGUGGUUUACUUCACUGCUACGUUUCCAUAUGUGAUGCUGGUGGUGCUGCUUGUACGUGGUCUCACUUUACCAGGGGCCAAAGAUGGGGUCAUGUUCUACCUCUAUCCAGAUCCAUCUCGCCUCACUGACCCAGAGGUAUGGAUGGACGCUGGCAGCCAAAUUUUCUACUCCUAUGGAGUUUGCACGGGUGUUCUGACAUCUUUAGGAAGUUACAACAAGUACAACAACAACUGCUACAGAGAUUGUGUUUACCUCUGCCUGUUAAACAGUUUAACCAGCUUUGUAGCUGGAUUUGCAAUCUUCUCCGUUCUUGGUUUUAUGGCAAAGGAGCAAGGUGUGGAUAUUUCACUGGUGGCUGAAUCAGGUCCAGGGUUGGCAUUUAUUGCUUAUCCUCGUGCUGUCGCUCUAAUGCCACUCCCUCAGCUCUGGGCUAUUUUCUUCUUCAUCAUGAUCAUCUUUUUAGGAUUAGACAGUGAGUUUGUAUACCAAGAGGCGUUGGUCACAACCAUCUCUGACAUGUAUCCGACCUUCUUUCAAAACGAGUGUCAUCGUAAACUCCUUCUGCUUGCCAUCAGUGUUGGGAGUUUCUUUGUUGGCCUUCUGAUGGUUACAGAGGGAGGCCUAUAUAUUUUUCAGUUGUUUGACUACUACGCCUGCAGUGGGAUGACCCUUCUACUUUUUGCUGUUCUUCAGUCUGUCUGUAUUGGAUGGAUCUAUGGUGCAGAUCGGCAGUAUGAUAAUAUACAGGACAUGAUUGGAUAUCGACCAUGGCCUUAUAUGAAAUAUUGUUGGCAGUACUUCACACCAGCUAUCUGUACUUGUACGUUUCUCUUUUCCUUGGUCAAAUACACUCCACUCAAAUUCAACAACACUUAUGAGUAUCCCUGGUGGGGCUACGCCAUCGGAGGAUUUUUUACUCUUUCAUCAACACUUUUAAUUCCUCUGUGGAUGCUGUACGCUGUGAGCAUCACACCUGGAACACUGAAACAGAGAAUAAAGAUUCUGUGCUCUCCAACUAAGGACUUACGAAGGGGAACACUGAAGAACACAUCAAAUCCAGAAGCAUUUCAGACUUUCACAGGAUUGUACACGUUGCGGACAACAGCAAAUUCUGAUGACAGAGCUCAGAAAACUUCAGUUAUUUAAAACAUCUCAAAUAAUUUCCAUAAGACUGAAAAAUGGUGCAAAUGCUGGAAAACAGAGAAAAACUCAUUGCACAGAACAUUUUAGCAUUAUGGCCUGAUUUGGAGGCUGAGAAUGUAUAUAUUUUUAACUUUAUAUCUGACCUGAAAAAAUAUUUUUGUUACAAAUUUUGUAAAGUCUGCUGCAAGACACUAUUUUGUGAGAAUUGUUUAGUAAAUCAUUACCACAGAAACUGGGAUAUUAUCAAGAAUUAGCAUACAGUUUUUUUAUGUGUUUAAAAUUGAUCAAACUUGCAGGUGUUUGCAUAAAUAUCAGUUCUGAAUGCUGGUUGACACAAGAGAUAUUAAAAGUAUAAAGCAUUAUAUUAUAUGUUUUCUAUAUGUGUAUAGAAAUUACAGGGAUGUAAAAUACCUACCGAGUAAUAAAGAUGAGAUGGAGUUGUGUAAAAAGCAUUUAAAACAAUUAUUUUACACAACUGCUGGUAUGAUAGCAAAUACAUCUGCUGCUGCUUUGGGACUCUUGUAAUGGUGAUAUAAUAUCAUAUAAUAUAAUAUAAUAUAAUAUAAUAUAUUGCUUGGUGUUUUUGAAGUUGACAAAUGCACUUUACAAUGCACCUGUACAGUAUAAUCAUUUAUUUAACAAGUCACAUUUUCUAUAUUUCAACACCUGAAACUGGUAAAACUGGGUUUGCAGGGGCUUAAACAAAACUACAUUGAAUGGAUUGGCUUUAUUUUAAUUCUAAUUAUACAUUUAGGUAAAAUCUAGUAAAAGCAUCAGCACUACAGUUUUAACCCCUGUAUUUAUUUCAAUCACUAUGGAGACUGGUCAGGUCCUGUAUUUGUUACAUAUUGUCAAUAAUCCUCAUAAUGUUCAAAACUCAAAUUUUUGUUGUGGAAUGCAGCUUGACACUGAUCAUUCAAUAAAAAAAAAUGUAUGUAAAAAGAUGUAAAUGUUGACUUUGAUACCUACAAUUUUCAACAAAAUGUAAAGGAAUGCUUGAAUGAUGCCCUCUUGUGUCUAAAACGUGCAGUACAUACAUACAGAAUAUUUUCAUCUUUUACCACUUUGCAUGCAUAUUCUACCAUUUUGAUACCCUUUAUUUACACAAAUGCUGUGCAUUGGCUUGACAUCUCUGCUGAAACAAUAACAAGUCAUUCAUAAACUAAUAAACACA
Molecule: messenger RNA, 3088 nt
Organism: Sphaeramia orbicularis (orbiculate cardinalfish)
Lineage: Eukaryota; Metazoa; Chordata; Actinopteri; Kurtiformes; Apogonidae
Product: sodium- and chloride-dependent GABA transporter 2-like
Exons: 15
Coding region: 76-1917 (613 amino acids)
Biological process (GO): nitrogen compound transport; sodium ion transmembrane transport; amino acid transport
Cellular component (GO): plasma membrane; cell projection
Molecular function (GO): gamma-aminobutyric acid:sodium:chloride symporter activity
Source: RefSeq, a predicted model, not a curated record